AUGUUUAAUUUGUUUGUUUGUUUGCUAUUUCUAAAUCCGCCUCUUGUUUAUUAUUAUAUGAGUGUGCAUUCUAUAGUGUGGUGGUUCUCCUUCUUUCUCGUGUCUGCUCACUCUGUGCUAGCAGGAAAAUGCAGAAUAGAUGCAGAUUGCCAGAUAUCAAAAAUAACAGGACCACACAGUCUUUUCUGUGUGGAGGGCCAGUGUGUGCAGCUAAAGCCCCCAGGCAGCGCGUGCUCUGCUGCAAAUGAGUGCGCGUCGUAUCCCUUUUUUGGGCCACUGGCGUGCACUGCUCCAUGCAAUGAAGGCCUGUGUUGCAGAUUUGUUCCUAAUGGGGCAGCAUGCAGUCUAAAUAGGCCCAUCAGCAUAAGCGGGUGCACCUCUGGGUUUACUUGCUCAAAUCGUGAGAUAGGGCCUAUAUGCGUGCCAUCCAUUCAUAAGAUGUGGAUAUUUGGGCCGAUUCUUUCAGUUACUGGAAAUAUUUUUAUUAACAUUGGACUAAAUCUACAGAAAAAGUCAUAUGUCAUGGAAAGAGGAACCUUCUGGGGAAUGACCAUUAAUCUGUUUGCACUUGGUGUGCUUUCUUAUGUCGUAGGGAAGAUUUCUGGGUUUAGCUCUUAUGUCUUUGGAAAUCAGUCUCUUAUGACCUCCCUUGGCGCGGUUGGAAUUAUUGCAAAUAGCAUUUUUGCUCCAAUGAUUAACAAAGAGGUGUUUACUGUGUACGACUUUUUGUGCAUUGUGUUUGUUCUUAUUGGAUCUUCGCUGGUUCUUUCAAAUGCGGGGACCGGGAAAAAAGACCACAAUCUCUUUGGCCUUUUGAAGAACUACUUCAGUGCGGCCACCUUUAUAUGGUUUCUCUGUCUCCUCUGUCUUAUUGUAGCGCUGAUUAUUUUCUGUAGAAUAGUUGAAGAUAACAGCGACUGGAAGCUAGGGACAGAAAAGCCAUGGAUUUCUUUGGAUAAAAAGCUCAGUAAGAACGGGUACUGCUUGAAAUACAUCAUGGUUGUUGCGUAUGUGGCUGUAUCUGCAUCAAUAGCCUCUUUUACAACUCUUUUUGCAAAGAGCUUUGGUGUAUUAAUCAGUUUAACUCUGGAUGGGCAGAACCAGUUCUAUGGCCCAGGGCCAUACCUCUUUGGGUCGCUCGUGUUCUUAUGUACAGUUGGGCAGAUAUAUUGGCUGAACAAAGCGCUUAAGCGAUAUGAUGCUCUGCUAGUGAUCCCUAUCUUCCACAUUAUGUGGACUCUUUUAAGUGUGACUACUGCUGGUAUAUACUUCAAAGACUUUUCUAUGUUUACCUCGUCACAGUUUAAAAACUUUCUUUUGGGCCUUGUUACAAUAUUUAUUGGGUCGGGCUUCCUUAUUUUCCGAAUGGUUGGAAAGGACACGCCAUCAACAGAGAGUGAAAAACUUACCGUGGAAACAAAGCAGAAAUAA
Nematocida parisii ERTm1 is the source of this 1431-nucleotide messenger RNA. RefSeq lists its product as uncharacterized. Gene Ontology annotation, cellular component: membrane. The record is from RefSeq and is a predicted model, not a curated record. The transcript has a single exon. Lineage: Eukaryota; Fungi; Microsporidia. Bases 1 to 1431 code for a protein of 476 amino acids. Gene Ontology annotation, biological process: magnesium ion transport. Gene Ontology annotation, molecular function: magnesium ion transmembrane transporter activity.